UACUGGUAUCUUCAUCUUAAUAUCUUCAUUCAUAGCUACGUGGGAUGUCCGUGUGCCUUUGUGUCUUAUUAUUUUUUACUCCCGCUCUUAUUAUUAUUGGCUGUAUGCAACUCUCGUACGGAUGAUUUAAUGCCUCCAUCGAAACAGAGCUCCUCCCUUUGCUCUUUGAAAAUCCUGCGGUGAAAGGAGAAAUUAGACAAAGUCACAGUCAAAUAAAUACAGACUUUUAAAUUGACUACCUCAUAUUAUUUCAUCACAAUUGCUGUGAGGUGGUUUGCCAGAACCACUGGCCACUCUGGGUUUACAGUAAAGGACCCAGAGACUUGAGUGGGCUGUGGGUAAUCGCUGGCUCACGACAUCAGGAUUUCCAGGGUUCCCAGGCUCCCGUUCCCCUCCCUCCUCCGCUCCUCCUCUGCAGCUGGUCCUGCUGUGGGACUUACAGGAGGAGCAGCUGUCAGUGCCUGCUCCUGAGCGUGCGGUCCACUCUGUGACGCCGCGGCGCAAUCAAACAGCCGGGUGACUUUAGGACCCAGUGAGAGACACCUACAGGGGGUGCGGCAACAUUUUCAUUAUGACCACAGAACCUGUUGGUUUACUCUGGCUUCCUCUCAGACAAAUCUGAAUAGUUCCCUCACAACAGUUCCUUGAUGGGAGCAUCGCAAUAGAGAAGUGCUCUGAGCGGCGGCGGCGGCGGCGACACCCGGACCUCCCUCCAUGACUUGAGGCACGACGACCUCUGUGACCUGACAUGAAAGGAGCCACAUCCCGGCCAGUGAACAGCCAGUCAUGGAGGAGCAGCAGGCCUGGAUACUGAGGGGUUUCCUGCUCCAGCUGGAGACACAGGAGGCCGCGGAUGAGGAGGCACCGAACGGCUUUGCCGGGGAGUUCGCCAGAUUGAAAAUCCAGUCGACCAGGUAUCGUAUGGAGAAGACCUUCCCCACCAAGACGGCAGAAAAACAGGACAACAUCAAGAAGAACCGAUACAAGGACAUUGUUCCCUUUGACCACAGCAGAGUGAGGCUCACUCUCACCACGGCUGAAAAUGACACGGACUACAUCAACGCCAGUUUCAUCGAGGGAGAGUCAGGUCCCCGGGCGUACAUUGCCACUCAGGGUCCUCUGCCCCACACUGUGCUGGACUUCUUGAGGAUGCUAUGGGAAUACGACGUAAAGGUGGUAGUGAUGGCCUGUCGCGAGUUUGAGAUGGCAAAGAAAAAGAGUGAACGCUACUGGCCACAGAAACAAGAGCAGCCGUUUGUUUGUGAGCCUUUCACAGUUUACUGUGAUUCUGAGGAAAAUAAAGGAGAUUAUUUGACAAGGAUGUUAAGGUUGACUCACCGCAAUUGUAGCCGAACUUUGACACAGCUGCACUAUGUGAACUGGCCGGAUCACGGCGUGCCAGACGCCAUCCCUCCCAUUCUGGAAAUGUUGCAGGAGAUGCGUUCCUACCAGGACCACGGCGACGUCCCGAUCUGCAUCCACUGCAGUGCUGGCUGCGGCAGAACAGGAGCCCUGUGUGCCAUCGAUUACACCUGGAACCUGUUGAAGAAGCAGAUGAUCACUCCAGAUUUCAACAUCUACGACUUGGUUAAGAACAUGAGAACCCAGAGGCCGUCGGUGGUUCAAACCAAGGAACAGUAUGAGCUGGUGUACAGAACCAUCAAGUUACUCUUUCAGAGACAUCUGCAGUCCAUGGAUGCACAGAAAUGCAAAAAUGAGGUGACAAUGGUCCCGUGUGCUGUCACGCCUGGCGCCGGGUACAAGCUCCUGGAUCCGAGCCCGGAGUUGGUUUUGCUGCCAAAGUUGCGGCACCUGCGGGAUGAGGAGAGGGAAGAUGCACCACCACCACCACCACCACCACCCCACCCGCCUUUGCCCCAGGCGUCAGAGCUCCUCGCAUUGCAAGCCAAUGACGCGCCGAUGGAGCGGCAACAAGGGCACCUGCUCCGGGCCUCUCCUGACACGGCGGUCACCAGCCAGGUCCUGCAGCAGCAGGGACCCAGGACCUCGCCCGCACUGGUGCACGCGAGCCAGGGAGCGGCUGCGGCGCGGGAGAGCGAGAGCGUCCCAUCACCAAACCCUCUGCCCUCACCAGCUGUGGCAGAAGCCAUGUGUGCGAUGGUGGAGGACCCUUACUUCGACACCUUUAUGAGCUCCCCGUCGCCAGAGGCGGUGCCCGCGGACUCCACCGAGGACACCAACCAGCCGACAGUCGGCCCGGUCUUCGGCGCACCCUCGCCGCCGCUGAACGACCGGACUCCGCGGCACAUCCCUCGUGGCUCAGAUGCCGCUGAAGCUCACGCAGACGAGGAGGCACCUCCACCGCUUCCCGAACGAACCCCUGAAUCCUAUGUUCUGGCCGUGGACACAGAUCCCUCCGAUCGUCUGUCGGUCAUCAUCCCACCUAAUGCUGCUGCUGAGGCUGUCAGGGGGUUAGGAGGCAGCCCCCCGUCGCCUGUCCCCCCACUUCCAGAGAGAACCCCAGAGUCAUUUGAGCUGGAUGUAGAUCAAGCUACCGCGGAGCACAUCGUGAAGGUCAGGCCGGUGGUGAUUCUGAACCGAAUAGGAACGUCCUCAGAAUGGUCGGGUUACUCAGAGCCGGCUGCCGGUGCAGCCCAGCGCGAGACGACACCUUGGGUGAGGAGCAAGAGUCAGAAGGUAAAAAUGACUUUCACAGCUGCAGACAGCCCGACUCCCUCCCUCCCUGACAGAACCCCCGAGUCCUUCAUCCUCAAAGCGGACACGACAGCUCCAGAGGAAACCUCUGCCUUCUGCCUGCCGCCCAUGGAGACGCGACGGGCCUCACCGAGGGCGGGCCGGUCCCACGAGUGGGACGGCAACUCUCAGCCCAAGAAAUUCCUCGACGUUGUCAUGAGCAGAAGCAAGAGUGUUCGGGCCAAAGGUUCCAGGCAAGAGCCCCUCACUGCAGCUUGGCAGCUGGCUCCGCCCACUGUGGUCGUGACUGGAGCAGGAAGUGCUCAAGCGGAACAGCACGAUGUGAACUGCGGGCCCUCGCUGGGCGCCGAGACGCCAGGAAACAACGCGGGCCGAGGCCACGAGAAGGGGAUGUCAAGAACAAGGAGUCUGAAGUUUUUUAGACACAAGCAAAAAUCCCCCGUGGCCCCUCCAACACUUCUGAAUCAACCGGCAGCACCACCUCCGACCUCAUCGUCACUGUUCAACUUCGGAUUUGGAAACCGGUUCAGGAAGCCAAAAGGCCCCCGGAGUUACCCGGAGAGCUGGUUUUGAUGCCGCCGCUCCGCUCCAGACAUCGGAGGUGGAGGUUUUUCUCCCGACAAUGAGAAUCAUAAUGAGACUUGCAUUGCUGAAGGACUUUGGGACGUUUCAGAAGAAACGCACCCAAGGUCGGCUGUCUUGCAGAGCACAGUGGCGCCCCCGGCAGGGGACAAACAGGAAGUGCCUCGUCACCAGCCUCAUGCCUUUUGCACUGCGUACGAACAACGUGGCCGCUCGCACCGAUGGCUUGAACAUUUAGUAAAAGACUCAGGAGUGUCUCUAUCGAAUAAUGUGCAGUCUUUCUUAAUAUUUACUAAACUAUAUAUGUUUACACAUAUCAAUAUAUAUUUAGUUUUGUGUGUGUGUGUUUGUGCUUUUGGCAUGACAUAAGAAAACGGGUAAAACAGGACAUCACUUUUUUUAAAAAUGAUUUUAAAAGCAUCUUCUUUUAAAAGAAACCAAACAUGUGAAAAAUGGUAUAUCUUGAGGUACAGCGAAUGUGAUGCAUAUUGAAUAUGCACAUGAAUGUAACUGCACAUUUAAACUGUCUGACAUGAACUGGUUACACACAAAAGUAUUUAUUAAAAAAAUAAUAUAAAUAUAUAGAAAGUCAA
This is a messenger RNA of Scophthalmus maximus (turbot), 3851 nucleotides long. RefSeq names its product protein tyrosine phosphatase non-receptor type 22 (gene ptpn22). The record is from RefSeq and is a predicted model, not a curated record. Gene Ontology annotation, molecular function: non-membrane spanning protein tyrosine phosphatase activity. Lineage: Eukaryota; Metazoa; Chordata; Actinopteri; Pleuronectiformes; Scophthalmidae. Gene Ontology annotation, cellular component: nucleus; cytoplasm. Gene Ontology annotation, biological process: peptidyl-tyrosine dephosphorylation. Bases 787 to 3249 code for a protein of 820 amino acids. The transcript is spliced from 25 exons.